AUGCGGCCUUCACUUGCUCUUACCACGGCUUUCGUAUCAUCGGUUACGGCCCUCGAGGCGCUCUCAAACUCACCAUGCGCCGUCCAAUGCGGCAAUGACCUGGGUGGCACGACCGGAUCCGAUAUAGCUUGCCAUGAUAGUGACUAUGGAACUACGCCUGGCCAGACCUUUCAAACGUGUGUUGGAUGUCAAUUGACCAGCACGUACGUGGACCCAGCCACAAAACAAACGGAUCUCCAGUGGGCACUAUAUAACUUGAGAUACGCCGUUAGCUGGUGUUUAUACGGUUUUCCAAACAAUACAAAGGUUGGGGAUUCGCCCUGCGUCACAAGCACUGCAUGUGGCCAGCUUUCAGGAGCCUUUGAAUUCGACUCCCUCUCUCCUGAUGCUGGGGUCUUUUCAUACUGUCCCAUUUACCAAUCAUUACUGGUUAAUAAGUGUACGGCUUGUACAUCUAUCCAAACCUCCGAGUUUUAUAUCACUAAUUUUGCCGUGGCUUUAAAUGCCGCCUGUCAACAACAGCCAUCGUCAGGGAGCACCAUAUCGUUCUCCGGCAACGUCUUCUCCGAGACACUCAUCCAGAUCACCAAUCCUUCCUCGGGAGCGCAAUCCUCCUACAACCCGUCAACAGGCGGCCUGUCCCUAGGAGCUAAGAUUGGCAUAGCAGUCGGGGCUAUCCUCUUCGCUCUCGGCCUUGCGGGUUUCUGCAUCGUCUGGAACGGACGACGACGCCGUAGACACGUCCUCGCAAAACACCAACAAGAGAGCGGCUACGCAGACUGGAUAGCCCAACAACAAGCUGUGCAGGCAGAUGCCUCGGGAGAGCACCAUGAAACGCCCGUCGAUACGAUGAGUGCAGGUGGCUUCCACGAUAGUCCGCAAAGCACACGGCCGUUAGUAUCAUCUCGUCCUUGGGCCCCGGGACACAGAGAGGAAGAGAGUCCGAUGAGUGCGGUAGGCGAGAAAGUGUAUUUCAGUCCGUACUCGAGCAACUAUUCCAGCCCCGUUAGUGCAAGCGACCAAGCACAAGCCGCUGCUGCACGGGAGUGGCCACGGGACAGGAAGGGGAGCUUUUCGGGGCUUGGACGGAGCCGCAGUGGGGACGACAUGGACAGGGAGGAAGGCGAUCGGAUCGAGAUGCAAAACGUGCCGCCAGUGCUGCUGCAUCCGGGACACGGGAGAGCUGCUGCCCCUUAUUUACCAGGGCUAGGUGAAGAGGAUAUGAAAAGGGGAACCGCGAUGUAA
This is a messenger RNA of Lachnellula hyalina, 1245 nucleotides long. RefSeq lists its product as uncharacterized. The transcript is spliced from 4 exons. The record is from RefSeq and is a predicted model, not a curated record. Bases 1 to 1245 code for a protein of 414 amino acids. NCBI's taxonomy places the organism in Eukaryota, Fungi, Ascomycota, Leotiomycetes, Helotiales, Lachnaceae.